This is a messenger RNA of Gavialis gangeticus (Gharial), 406 nucleotides long. RefSeq names its product metallothionein-1. Gene Ontology annotation, molecular function: metal ion binding. The record is from RefSeq and is a predicted model, not a curated record. NCBI's taxonomy places the organism in Eukaryota, Metazoa, Chordata, Crocodylia, Gavialidae. The coding region runs from base 58 to 249 and encodes 63 amino acids. The transcript is spliced from 3 exons.
AAAUAGGCGGCGGCGGCAAGGCCUUAGCGAGUUGUUUGCGCCUGCUCGUCGGGAGCUAUGGACCGGCCGGGCUGCCCCUGCGCUGCCGGUGGCACUUGUACCUGUGGUGACAGCUGCAAAUGCAAGAACUGCAAAUGCACCUCAUGCAAAAAAGGGUGCUGUUCCUGUUGCCCAGCUGGAUGUACCAAGUGUGCACAAGGAUGUGUCUGCAAGGGACCGCCUCCCACCACAUGCAGCUGCUGCAAAUAACAUGUGCAAGUGACCUUCCUGAUAAGAAGCUGUAAAUGUAGUGAUGGGGGGGGGGGAAUAACAUUAUUGUGCUCUGUGUAUAUUGGUCCAAGUAUCUCUAGUAUUUAUGAUGUAUGAGUAUAAGCUAGUGAAGUAAUAAAACUAAGUGUACAGAGAU